Exserohilum turcica Et28A is the source of this 2676-nucleotide messenger RNA. RefSeq names its product glycoside hydrolase family 2 protein. Bases 1 to 2676 code for a protein of 891 amino acids. The record is from RefSeq and is a predicted model, not a curated record. The transcript has a single exon. Gene Ontology annotation, biological process: carbohydrate metabolic process; glycoprotein catabolic process. NCBI's taxonomy places the organism in Eukaryota, Fungi, Ascomycota, Dothideomycetes, Pleosporales, Pleosporaceae. Gene Ontology annotation, molecular function: beta-mannosidase activity.
AUGAAAACGGCAUCGCAUACUUCUGUACCACUCACCACCGGCUGGACACUCAAACAAGGCGACCGCAGCUCGACGCACCCCUGGUUCCCAGCACACGACGCCCCCACCGAAGUAUACCGGGAUCUACUCAAGAACGGGGUAAUCGCCGACCCAUUCCAGGACCUCAACGAGCUUUCCGUCCGCUGGGUCGGCGACGAAACAUGGACUUACCGCACAAGCUUCGGCACGCCGGGGGAGUACACUGCGUCAGGCAAUGAUGUAGCUACCCAGCUCCGGUUUUCAGGUCUGGAUACCUUUGCGUCUGUGUAUCUGAAUGGGAACUUGGUGCUAGAGUCAUCUACUAUGUUUGUUGAGCACCGCGUUGAUGUCACGGGGAAACUGAACGAGGAUGAACAACAUGACAACGCCAAUAGUCUGGAAAUCGUGUUCCACUCAGCGAGGAAAAAGGGACUAGAGUUGGUUAAAGAGCAGCAGACCCAGCACCGCUACAUAGUGCACCAAACGGAAAUCUCGCGCGGUCCAGUCCGCAAGGCGCAGUACCACUGGGGGUGGGACUGGGGCCCGAUCCUAAUGACAUGCGGCCCGUGGAAACCCAUCUCGAUUGAAACAUGGAGCUGUCGGCUCGCGGAUCUGCACGUCGAGUAUGUGCUUUCGCGCGACUUGAAGAGCGCGGGUAUCAAAAUUACUGUGCAGUGGGAAGGCUCAGUGGACAAAGUGACUUUCAGCUUGACGCGGAAAGAAAGGGUGGGAGUCAAGAAGACCGUGACUGUGGCUGUGAGCAACAACCCCGGAGAGCGACAUGGCUCGGUGCAAGCUGAGAUAUCCAUGGAGGCCAUUGCACUCUGGUGGCCGCGAGGCUACGGGGCCCAGAACCUAUACAUUGUACAAGCGGAAGCUUACGCUCCGUCCGACGGUUCAUCUGCUUCUCCUGUUCCGCUGCAUUGUAUAUCUCAGCACGUUGGAUUCCGGCGUGCGGAACUCAUCCAGGAGCCAGAUAGCCACGGCACAUCGUUCUACUUCCGCAUCAACGACACCGAUAUCUUCUGCGGCGGCGCAUGCUGGAUCCCCGCAGACUCGCUCCUCACGCGGCUCACGCCCGCCGAUUACCAUGCGUGGAUGCAGCUCGCCGCCGCGGGCAACCAGACGAUGCUUCGUGUCUGGGGCGGCGGCAUCUACGAAGCCGACGAAUUCUACGAUGCAACCGACGAGCUCGGCAUCCUGGUAUGGCAGGACUUCAUGUUUGCGUGUGCCAACUAUCCGGCUCACGCCGAGUAUCUCGCGAGUGUGGAAGCCGAAGCUCGACAGAACGUACGGCGCCUGAGGAACCACGCGAGCAUCGUGUUGUGGGCGGGCAACAACGAAGACUACCAGAUUGUUGAACGCUACGGCCUCGAGUAUGACGCUGCCAACAAAGACGCGGACUCGUGGCUCCGCACAAACUUCCCCGCGAGAUACAUCUACGAGCACCUCUUACCCAACAUCGUCGCUCAGGAAUCCCCCGGCGUAGCGUACCACCCCAGCUCCCCCUUUGGCAACGGCACAUCGACGGUGCUCAAAGUCGACCCUACAAUCGGCGACAUCCACCAGUGGAACGUCUGGCACGGCGCCAUGUCGCCGUACCAGGAGCUGCCCUCUCUGGGCGGCCGCUUCGUCUCGGAAUUCGGCAUGGAAGCCUAUCCACACGUCAGCACGCUCGAGGGCUGUAUCACCGCGUCUGAGUCGCUGUAUCCAGGCUCCAUGGCCAUGGACUUCCGCAACAAGGCGAUUGGCCACGGGCGCCGGCUUGCCAGCUAUGUGGCGGAGAACUUCCGGGUGCGUGAGGAUGUACGCGGGUUCGCGCACCUCACGCAUGUCAUGCAGGCGGAUGCCAUGGCGUGGGCUUAUGGGUCAUGGCGUCGUGACUGGGGGACCCGUGGUGCCCGCAAAUGUGGAGGUGUGCUGGUGUGGCAGUUGAAUGAUUGCUGGCCGACCAUGUCGUGGGCUGUGGUCGACUACGAGCGGGUGCCCAAGCCGGCGUUUUACGCUAUCAAGAGAGCCAUGCAGUCUGUUGCUGUGGGCGUGCGCCGGAGCAUUCAUAGCUGGACGAUGCGCCCGGCGGAUGAGCUGUGGCAGCGCGAUACGGGCCAUAUUGAUAUGCGCAAGGUGUGGCGGGAUGUUGAGUUCGAUGUGUGGAUUGCUAACAGUACGCUUGAGGAGAUGGAGGGAUCUGUUGAUAUCAGUUACAUAUCAAUUAAAACGGGGGUGAAAGUAGGCCAGGAGCCGCGGCGUAGUGUACGCAUCGCUGCUAACGGCACCACAGAGGUGCUCAAGAAUCACGCUGUAGAUGCAGACUGGUCACAACCAUCCGACGAGCCGUUUGAUGUUGCAAAAGCAGAUCCCUUUGUCAUCCAAGUGGCGCUCCACGUAGCUGGCCGAUGCAUUGCGAAAGACAUCUCCUGGCCAGAACCCAUCAAAUACCUCUCUUUUGUAGAGCGAGGGGUCAAAGUGGAGUACUCGGAAGACAUGGGCACCGCUUUCGUUUCUGCUGCAAAGCCAGUAAAGGGGUUUGUGUUUGGCGAGAGAAAAGGUGUGCGGUUGAGUGACAACGGCUUCGAUGUCAUGCCAGGCGAGACGCACAAGGUGCACGUAGAUGGCUGUGCAGCCGAUGAGCUGGAAUGGAGAUAUAUCGACAUGUAG